AUGGAAGUCCUUCAAGUCGCCUCAACACCAUCACCCCCCGCCGACAUCCACACACCUCCCACCCCCAAACACGGAUAUAGCGACAACUGGGAGCCUUUCUCUCCUCGCAAAUCAGCUCGCCUAUCAUCACAGCGCAGUGUCAACCGCACCCCUUCCCCAAAGGUCUCAGCGCGUCAUCAGCUCGUAUCUCACUCCCGGUCACCAAAGUCCUCGAAGAAGCAUCGCUCCGAGGUCACCAUCACCACACCUGCCACCUCACCUCAGAAGAAGCGCUUCCCAACCAUGGACUCCGUCCGUCGCGCCUCUGGUCCCCUGACCGCGGAGAGUACUAGAGAUGCAGCCGCCGCCCUUGGUCUGACCAGCAAGACCACCAACCGCUCCAGCACUACCAACCACUCAAGCAGAACUGGCAUGCUUCCCACUCCUGCCAAGACUCCCGCGCGAAAGCAUCCCCAGCAAAACGAGGCCAGUAUCAGCGCCAUCGCGCGUAACCUUUUCCCGGCUGAAGACGAAGUGCUCCCGAGCCCCAAGAAGAAGCGAGCCAAGAAAUACACUGGCAUUUCUAUGGACAGCUUCAUGGCUGAGGAGCCGCCCAUUGAGAUCUUCACCGACUCUCACGAGCGCAUCCCCGAGGUCGACCGCAGCUCUGACAACCCGUUCUACGGCCCAACCGUCCUUCCCGCUCCUGAGCCCACUAAGCGCAGGAGCAAACGCAAGAACGUUGUUGUACCCGGCGAAGGUGCGCAGACGGUCGAUGAGGCGAUGCAACGUGAGGAUGGCCUCGUCUAUGUUUUCCGUGGAAAGAAAAUGUUCAGAAAAUUCGCUGAUAAGGGAAGCGAUGAGGAGCUUAUCGACGAGGACAGCCUUACCGAGAGUGUUGCAGCUGAUCAGAAGCCUUUGACUCGCUCAUCCAUCAAGCCUCGCCUCUUGUUCCCGCCCCACGAGAAGGCGCAGGACGAGGCUAUCUCAUUUGAGGAUGAGGAGGCUGAGACCGAUAUCGAGGAUCACGUCAACUCCCAACUCGAUGUAGAGAACUUCGAGACUCCCGCUGAGGCAGUUGAUGUCAUGCCCGGCACACCUGAUGCGCCCAAGUUCGCCCCGGCUUCUCCACCUGAUUCUCGUCGCACCACUCGCUCCGGAAACAAGAACGCCGAGGAAGCUACUCCUAUCAAGCCUCGCGGCAGCAAGCGAAGCCCCUUCGACAGCUGGCGCCGGGUUAAGAACGGCGCAGACAGCCAUGGUCAUAAGCGACCGGGCAGUCCUCUCAGCAACGAGGCCGCCUCUAAGCGAACUCGUGCUUGA
Messenger RNA from Phaeoacremonium minimum UCRPA7, 1302 nucleotides. RefSeq lists its product as hypothetical. Lineage: Eukaryota; Fungi; Ascomycota; Sordariomycetes; Togniniales; Togniniaceae. The record is from RefSeq and is a predicted model, not a curated record. The coding region runs from base 1 to 1302 and encodes 433 amino acids. The transcript has 2 exons.